Molecule: messenger RNA, 1156 nt
Organism: Alosa sapidissima (American shad)
Lineage: Eukaryota; Metazoa; Chordata; Actinopteri; Clupeiformes; Clupeidae
Gene: mogat2
Product: monoacylglycerol O-acyltransferase 2
Exons: 6
Coding region: 76-1083 (335 amino acids)
Biological process (GO): diacylglycerol biosynthetic process; triglyceride biosynthetic process
Cellular component (GO): endoplasmic reticulum membrane
Molecular function (GO): diacylglycerol O-acyltransferase activity; 2-acylglycerol O-acyltransferase activity
Source: RefSeq, a predicted model, not a curated record
CUCUAGGUUGAUCUGUCAGACCUCAGCCUACCUCCGGCAGCUUGGUUGCCUUACACUCCACGCCGAGAGCUCACCAUGAAGAUCGAAUUUGCACCUAGAAACGUGCCCCUGGACAGGAGGCUACAGACGGCUGCAGUUCUCCAGUGGGUCUUCUCCUUCCUCUGCCUUGCCCAGAUCUGCCUUGCGCUCUUCUUCAUCCUGCUGUUCACCCGUUUCUGGCUCAUCAGUGUGCUGUAUGCUGUGUGGUGGUUCUGGGACUGGGAGACGCCCUCUAAGGGGGGCAGGAAGAUCCCCUACCUCUGUAACAGCCGAAUGUGGGACUACAUGAGACAAUACUUCCCCAUCAAGCUCGUUAAGACAGCUGAUCUGGACUCCAGGCAAAACUACAUACUGGGCUUCCAUCCCCAUGGGAUCCUGGUGGCCGGGGCCUUCACUAACUUCUGCACUGGGGGCACUGGCUUCAGCACGCUUUUCCCAGGACUGAACACCUAUCUGCUCAUGUUGCCCCUGUGGUUCCGUGCCCCAUUCUUCAGGGACUACAUCAUGUUUGCAGGGUUAAUCCCUUCUGAUAAAGAAAGUGCCAGCUACCUGCUGCGUCGGAAAGGAGGGGGCAAUGCAGUGGUGAUUGCAGUGGGUGGAGCCCCUGAAGCCUUGGAUGCCCGACCGGGGGCUUACUGCGUGCUACUGGCCCAGAAGAAGGGCUUCAUCAAACUGGCUAUGGAGCAUGGUGCCCACCUGGUGCCAGUGUACUCGUUCGGCGAGAAUGAGCUCUUCGACCAGGUGGAGAAUCGCAAAGGCACCUGGCUAAGGUGGAUUCAGGAGCGACUGCAAAGCGUCAUGGGUAUCUCUCUACCUCUUUUCCACGCACGUGGUGUCUUCCAGUACAGCUUUGGUCUCAUGCCAUACAGGAAACCAAUAAAUACAGUUGUGGGCAAGCCAAUCAGAGUGGAGAAGUGUGAGAAGCCGUCGGCCGAUGAUCUGGAUGCUCUUCAUCAGCUCUACAUGGACGAACUGAGCAAACUGUUUGAGGAGCACAAGGGCAAAUAUGGAGUGCCUGAGGAUACACAUCUGAGCUUCAUCUGAGACGGACUCUUCCUCCCUCUUCCACAUCUAUACAUACACACACAUACACACACACACACACACACACACACUC